This is a messenger RNA of Lates calcarifer (barramundi perch), 7096 nucleotides long. RefSeq names its product PITPNM family member 3 (gene pitpnm3). Gene Ontology annotation, cellular component: cytoplasm. The record is from RefSeq and is a predicted model, not a curated record. Gene Ontology annotation, molecular function: phosphatidylcholine intramembrane carrier activity; metal ion binding; phosphatidylcholine binding. The transcript is spliced from 21 exons. Lineage: Eukaryota; Metazoa; Chordata; Actinopteri; Centropomidae. Gene Ontology annotation, biological process: phospholipid transport. Bases 1125 to 4247 code for a protein of 1040 amino acids.
GCUUUAUUGUGAUGGGGUCGGCUUUAUUUUGAGGCACCUCUUGUCAAAGCCUAAAAGAUUUUCUUUUCUGCAUGGGUGACUGCCCCUAUGUGACCAAGGUGGCACCUGCUGCUUUGGUGAUGGAUGGUUGACAGGGGUGGGAGCUCUCACCCCUCCAUCCUGAGGUUAUCCUUCUGAUCUUUAUCCUCAUACCUCAUCCUCUCUAAAUGCUCUCUUACAUAGCAGAUAUGCAACAAUCACACUUGGUAUAGGGGGAAAAAAAUACAACAUUAUGACAUUACAAUGCUUUAGAUGUCAUGUUUUGUGUAAAUCAUGUGCAUAUUUCUGCACAGACCUUUCUGCUGUGAUUUAAUGCCCUGCUUCAUUCUGAUACCUCAUGUUCUCCAUAUAUAUACCAGAUAUGGAGCAGCCACACCUUUAAGAGGGAUGGUGAUACUCGCAAUAACUUUUACCUACUUCAUAUUUAAAUAGCAUUUGUCAUUGCUGUAUUAUUAUGUAUCUGUAUUUCUACAAAUACUAAUGAUUCUGCUCUAAUUUAGUGUUCCUCUGCUCCUCAUCUUCCCCACAUCCUCUUUUAUAUAACAGAUAUGCAACAACCACACCCUAUAUAGAGAGAAAUAUAAAACUCAGGCUACUUGUGGGACACUAACUGUGACUUUUAGCUGCUUUAAGUUUAAUAUACAGUGAAAUUCCAGUGAUAUUUCUGUUUAGACUUUGGAUUCUCCUGUGAUAGAUCCAAUGGAAUUGAUAAAACUAUUUAAUUAAAAGCGUCGUGUCAGUAACAAUAGCUUCUACAUCGCCUCUCUCUGUGUUUCUGAUGCACGAGGAAGUCAGUCAGUGGAGCAGAUGUUUCUUCUUUCUUCUUUAUCCACAGGUCAAGUCUUGAGUUUUUUUUUUUUUUUUUUGCAAAGUCAGAAAACGGUGACAGGAGAAGAGGACGGACGCCCUUCAGCAGCUGCAGCCACGGACGUGCGCGCACCGCUGGAGGCAGUCGAGCUGCAGACACCGCGGGGUUUGUUUGGAGGAACUCUGGCUGAUGUUAGCGGCGGAGAGAGGGGACGAAGGGAGCUGGGUGGGCAUGACACGAGAGCCAAGUCUGCACAGAUACAACAAAUACCCAAAGUAUGUCUGCGGCAGGGGAGGGUCGACGCUCUGAGGGACUUGACACAGGUUCCUCACGAAAGCACAGCGCCUCUCACUGGUGUCUGCAGAAUAUCGCACAAGAAUCAGUUGACAGCUCUGAUGAGGAGUUCUUUGAUGCCAGAGAUGUUAUGGAGGGGAAGAGCGCCAUUCUGCUGGGCAUGAGUCAGUGGAACUCAAAUGACCUGGUGGAACAGAUCGAAACUCUGGGACACAUGGAGGACCAGUCACAUGAGGGUCUCUACCAGCUGGGUGGUCCACGCUGUGCCCCUCAGAGCAGCAUUGAAGGACUGGAGGACAUAGAGAGGAAAUGUAAGACCCAUGUGCUGCUGCUCGUGGUGCAUGGGGGAAACAUCUUGGACACAGCAGGCGGAGACCCCAGCACAAAGGCUGGUGAUGUGGCCACCCUGGCCUCGGUGCUGGAGAAGGUGACGCGGGCACAUUUCCAGGCUGCUGCAGAACACGUGAUGAUCAAGCUGGUGCCAUGUCCGGCUGUGUGCGCUGAAGCUUUCUCUCUUGGAUCAAAUCUUAACCCAUACAGCUACGAUGAGAGCUGUGUGUCCAGCAGCGUGGACCACCUACCCCUGGCUGCCCUCCCCCUCCUGGCUAUCGUCUCACCGCGCUACCAGGACGCCGUAGCGACCGUCAUCGCCCGGGCCAACCAGGUCUACCGCAGCUUCCUGCAGUCAGAGGACGGCCAGGGAUUCACGGGUCAGGUAUGCCUGAUGGGCGACUGUGUGGGAGGUGUGCUGUGCUUUGAUGCUUUGUGCUUCAGCAACCACCAGAGGCCUGGCAGCCCCAACAACAGCAGCAGGAACAACAGCACUGAGAGCCUGAAGGAUAACUCGGGCCUGCUCGGGGAGUCCAGCCCGGGUCUGAGUUCUAGCAAGAGGCUGAGCAAGAGCAACAUCGACAUCUCCGCCCCCAACGAAGGGCACAGUCAGGGUGGGCCGCCGCUCAGCCGGAAGCAAAGCGAUUCGUAUGAUGGAGAUACCUCGUCCACCGGCCAGCACAGCUUUUUCUCCAGUUUAAUGAAAGAAAGUGAGCUGCGUGGCAGCAGUAGCACCAGUCUGGUGCUGAACCCAGGCCGAUUCGACUUUGAGGUGUCAGACUGCUUCCUGCUGGGCUGUCCGCUGGGCCUCGUGCUGGCCAUGAGACGCACUGUGCUACCUGCCGUCCAGGUGAGCCAGCUCCAUCCAGCCUGCUCUCAGAUUUUCAAUCUGUUCUACCCCUCGGACCCUUCAGCCUCCAGACUAGAGCCACUGCUGCAGCCUCUCUUCCAUAAGUUGCCACCAUUUGCUGUGCCACGCUACCAGCGCUACCCUCUGGGAGAUGGACGCUCAGUGCUCAUAGCGGAAAGUAUCCAAGGCCAUCCAAAUGUGUUUUUGGAGGAUGAACAGACCCACGGAGGUCCAGCUUCACAGCAGUCCUCUGGGGUGAAGACUGAGGGAGGAAGAGGAGAAGAGGGAGGUCGCAGAGCCAGCUUGACCAGUGUGGAAAGUGGAACGUCAAUGUGCUCCAUGGGCCAGCUGGGCAACACCAUCGCUAACAUUUCCAGUGGCUGGUGGGGCUCCAAAAGGCUGGAUUAUGCUCUGUACUGCCCUGAUGUGUUGACUGCCUUCCCAACUGUGGCUCUGCCUCACCUUUUUCAUGCCUCCUACUGGGAGUCUACUGACGUAGCAGCUUUUGUUCUCCGGCAGCUCAUGCGAUGCGACUGUGUGAAGACCCAGGAAGCGGACAGCAUGGACUCGGCUCCAUUCUCUCCUUCCAGCCCACGGGAAAAAUGGCUCAGAAGGAGGACACAUGUCAAACUAAGGAACGUCACAGCCAACCACAGGGUGAAUGAUGUCAUCGCCACCGAGGAUGGGCCUCAAACUCUUGUCGGUCGCUUCAUGUACGGACCCCUGGACAUGGUCACUCUGACUGGGGAAAAGGUGGACAUCCUGCUGAUGACACAACCCCAGUCUGGUCGCUGGGUGCAUUUUGACACAGAGGUGACCAACAGCAGCGGCAGAGUCACAUAUACCAUACCCAAGAGCAAGAAACUCAGCCUGGGUGUCUAUCCAAUUAAAAUGGUGGUCAAGGGGGAUCAAACGAGUGCAGAGGCCUACCUGACUGUGUUGCCACGGGGCAUGGAGUGUGUGGUCUUCAGCAUCGAUGGCUCUUUUGCAGCCAGCGUGUCCAUCAUGGGCAGCGACCCUAAGGUCCGCCCUGGGGCUGUCGAUGUCGUCAGGCACUGGCAGGACCUGGGGUAUCUGAUCAUCUACAUCACAGGCCGCCCUGAUAUGCAGAAACAGCGUGUCGUAUCUUGGCUCUCGCAGCACAAUUUCCCCCAUGGGAUGAUCUUCUUUUCCGAAGGCCUGGUUCACGAUCCCCUGCGACAAAAGACUAUCUUCCUCAGGAACCUCAUACAGGAGUGUCACAUUAAGAUCAACUCUGCUUAUGGCUCCAUGAAGGACAUCUCUGUUUACAACAUGCUUGGUCUCAGCCCCUCUCAGAUUUAUAUUGUUGGCAGACCUUCGAAGAAAUACCAAAAUCAGUGCCAGUUCUUGAGUGAGGGCUACGCAGCGCACCUCUCCACCCUUCAGUUUGGGCACAGAGCCAGACCCAAGAAAUCCCCCUCGGUUCGUAUGGUCCUAAGGAAGGGCUCAUUUGGUCUUUCUGCGAAACCUGACUUCCUGUGUAAGCGCACCCACCUGCGCAGGACCAUGUCGGUGCAACAGCCCGACCCGCCGUGCACACCCAACCCCAAGCCUGAGCGAGCCCAGAGCCAGCCGGAGUCUGAUAAGGACCACGGUGGAGGAGGAGGAGGAGGAGGUGGAGGGGGAGGAGGAGGAGGCGGACAGGUGGCGGACAAGGUGCAUGGGGACGGGCCUCCAUACAUCGUGGAGACACGACUCCCUGACAUCAAAAAAGAGAUGGAAGGAUUGCAGGAGGACAGAAGAAGAGGAGAACAAAGGGGUCUCAGUGUCCAGGGCCAAGUGUCACCUCUACCUACUGUACAUGUACAUUGGAUCUCAGCUCAGCUUUACCUCCUGCUUGGCCCUCUACACUUUGCCACCUGUUCUGCCUUUUUUUGUGGCCUGCUUGUGGAUAAUGUCACUUAGUCUUUGUGCCUGAAAUUUUAAGAAGAUGACGGGGAUGUGCAGUGAUUUUUGCGAAUGUCUGUGUCAAGCUCAAAUUGUGUCUAAUUGUAAAAUCAGAAGAAUGUACUCAAGAUCGUAAAUAUACACACACAUUCACGCACACACAUGCUUCAGAGGAUGAAAAAUGCGGUGCCCGUGGUGACUUGGAACCUGCUGGGACUCUGCACCACGCUCUGAUCCCAUUCAGACUGCUGUGCUGACAGGCAGUCACACGCCGGCGCCCUUAUGUAAAUACUCCCAACACACAUCAUCCCUGCGUGGGCCUCUGGACACAGAAGCACUGUGACGUUUAGGUUCAAGCUCUGCAAUCCGACUGACCUCGCUGAACACUGGCCUCUGCCUCCAUUUCACUCCCACUGUUAGAUGUCUCCCUAGAACCGAUGCUGUGCUGUCCUGCUCCUCCUGCCACCUCCCCAUCUCCUUCUUUUCCCUAAACCAGUCAGGCAGAACAUGCCUUUCGACAGCCGCUGACCCGUUGUGGUGUGCACGACUCGGUCACCAAGGUCGCAUUUGCACUAUCAAAGUACACCGCAGUCGUUCUCGAUUUAGCUGCGGUGCUAGCUUCAGAAACAAAGAGUUGUGUUUGUAUUUUAUUGUACUUGUAGUUUUUGUUUUUUCCUGCAGAUUGUUCGCUGUCACCCUCUGUUGGUUACUGUAACUACUGGAGGAUUAAACACAAAUAGUUUGAAGGAAAGUGUUGAUGUAGCCAAAAAGUGUUUACAGAUUGGUAGACACAGCUGUAAGGAAAGUGAUCAAGUCCAGUUUAUCUACACAUUUACAAUGAUAGUGUAAUUAUCAUUGGUGGCAACGUUAGUUUAGUUGCUUGGUAGUUGCAGUAGCUUGCAGGAUAUUGUACAUUAGACCCCAUGCCAGUUGAAACUCCACCAGGAUGCUGUUGCAUCCAUUUAUUACAGCUGCACUGGAACCAAUAGAUUUGUGAUUAAAUCUGAUGCUGUCUUGUGCACUCGAGGUUGAAUUGAGUCUUACUGUGGCCAUGUUUAAAACUCUGUGCAAGUCAAACAUAUUUUUCUAUGAGGAAAUAUUGUAAAUAGAAAUAUUUUCAAUGUAUGUUUUUGAACCUUUUGUUGUUUGACGGUUGAUUUUUUGCCUUAAAUUGUACUUGAUGUUGUGUAGAGAUACAGACUUAUUUUAUUUGUUUGACCAAAGUAUUGAGUUUUACUGUUACAUCAUGACAAAGUGCAUUUUAUCUAGUUGAUAUUUUUGCUUUGACAUGUUUUAGAUACCGUAUAUGUGUGUGUGCGUGUGUGUGAGUGUCUAGGUAUUUGUUGUGGAGUUGUAUUUACUGUGAAUAUGAAGACAGCGAUGACAAGUAAAGGUCUCUGCAGAGGAAUCAGGACACCGGGAGGCCAGUGUUAACAUGCCUGCAUGUUCUCACUGUGGCUCACUACUGCCGGCUUUUCAGAACUGAGCGUGUAUUUUUAUAGAUUUGGAUUGAAGCAGUCUGUCGGAGGAUUACUUGGUCGAGGUUUUUAUACCUGCUAUGAAAGAAAAAGGGCUUAUGAGUUCUUAGGGUGUCUUGGUUUAGCUGAAAACCUGCAUAGCGGAGAGUGGAAAAUGCAAGCAAGGAGGAAGCUAUCUUUGACUUGGUUUCUUUCACCCCCUGUAAAUCACAGGUGGUCCAGUAAUUAGCCAUUUGAUUACUACUAAGUAUGUAUGACUCCCUGUAGUGAUCCCCCUGUACUUGUAGUGCACCAAUUAGUAUUACUUGGUAAUUGUAUAAUAUUGUAGAAACACUACUGAAAUACUUAACUCAAUUUUGUUUUGCGUUUAAAUUGUUAAUACAGAAACAUUGUCAUCCAAGCAACAAGAUGAUCAUUCCCAUCAAUGUACACACAAUAAUCAAAGUGACUCCAUCAGUCUGUUCAACACAUAGUGAUAUUCUCUUGCCACGAUGAUACCCUGGAGGAGUGAAAUAUUUAAGCUGGGCAGCAUUUUAUUACACCAAUGUUAGUAAAUGGCAAAUAAUGAUCUAAAGGUUAAAUAGUGAUUGUUCUGUGCAUGUUAAUGAUUUGAUAUUGGUAAGUAAUGGCUAUCAAUUGUCAUGUUUGUGGCACCCUUAAUUAACGAUAGAGUAGUUAUUUGUAAAUAAGUGGUGAAUGAUUAUUCAUGGAUUCAACCACCACGUGCUUAGUAAAAUCAAAAUCAGUACUUUAUGAUUAAUAACUGAUUUUUUUCAAUAGUAAAAAUACACUCAAGUGUAAAGGAGCCAAUGCAUUAUAAAUUACUUUUACUUCAGACUGUCACUCAUUUAGUGGGAUCAAUGGAAACUGAUAAAUCAUUCAAAUUCCAUUUUCAUUUUCUUCUUAGAUAGUAAAGGCUAAUAAUCCUUAAUAAUGAAAGAACAACAGGACAUGUAAUAUAAAAUUAUUGUAUUUAUAGAAAGAUGUAAGUGUUGCACAAUUAUUGCCUUCAAAUAAAUCUGAUUAACCUCUUGUUAAGUACUAAUUAAUAUUGUCAAAUGAUUAGUAUUCACCAAAUCAUGACUUAACUAUUGGGUAUUGACCUAAUUUGCCAUUUAUUAACAAUUCUUAUGAUUUAUAAAGUAAGCUUUUGUAAGUUAACUAAAACUGUUGAUUUUAUUUAUUUUUGUGAUCUUAUUUUUGGUCUUAUGAGUAUUUGACACUGGCCUUUUGACCAAUGAGGGAAAAAAAAAAACGCUGGUUUCACUGCUGCAAAGUUUAUUGUUUUGUACAGAUCUCCUGUGAUGAUUAACAUGUUAUUGUGUUUACUGGACUCGGUCUGCCUUUCAUUAUUGCAUAAAUAAAGAUAUUUCACAAUUGAAUAAUUUA